AUGGCCUCCUCAUUGAUGCCACUUGUGGUGCUCUGUGGUGACCGUGCACCGGAUGCGCUAAUACAGACUGCUGCGAUUCUGCAGGCUAACGGCCUUCGCGUGGCUUCGCUGUGUUCGCCCAUCGUGGAGACCGCACUUGUGGCCGCCAAGGUGCCGUUUGUGGCUGUCGCUACACCUGCUGACGUACAGCUAAUGCUCUCAGACCGUGUGGUAGCCGUAUUAGCUCUUCCUCCGAGUGUUGCAGACGUGGGUGGCGUUGGUCAUGCACGCGUGGCUCAGUGGGUUUCAGGUGCUUAUUCGUUCGUGCGUGUCGCCGCCUGGAAUCACAAACAGAUCAGCGUCAUUGUGGAUGAAUUGGACCUGAUUACAGUGCAAAACAAACUAUCACGUUAUGGUUCAUUAGCCUAUUCACUGCGUGAACGUCGUGCUCUGGCUGAAAAAGCGUUUACACUGUUCUCCGAGCUGGACAAAGCAAUUGCUGCCAGUCUCAGCAGUGACGAUGAGGUUGUACAUGACGUGCUGCUGGUCGGCAACGGAGGCCGUGAACAUGCCAUUGCAUGGAAGCUGGCUCAGUCUUUGUCUACCGGUCACAUCUACGUAGCACCUGGCAACGCCGGAACGGAGGACGUAGCUGCUGGCAUUUCUAAUGUCAACAUUGGCAUAAACCAGCACGACGAGCUUAUUGCUUUUGCAAAGAGCAAAGGUGUGACUUUUUGUGUCGUAGGGCCCGAGGCUCCGCUGAUUGAUGGACUUGCGGACAAGAUGAACGCUGCCGGUAUCCCGUCUUUUGGUCCCAGCAAGGCGGCUGCCCAGCUGGAAGCAUCCAAGGCAUUUUCAAAGGAUUUCAUGCGUCGUAACAAUAUCCCUACCGCUGCAUACCAAAACUUUACAGACUACGAAAAGGCUAAAAGCUACCUUGACUCGAUCGAUCACAGCAUUGUUGUCAAGGCAUCGGGCAUUGCUGCUGGCAAGGGUGUGCUAAUCCCGACCUCGAAAGCUGAGGCCCAUGAAGCUUUGCGUGCAGUCAUGCUUGAGAAGGCUUUUGGAUCAGCUGGUGAUGAGGUUGUUUUGGAGGAAUUUAUGACUGGCGAGGAGGUGUCAAUCCUGGCAUUCUGUGAUGGCGAGCGUGUGGUGUGCAUGCCUGGUGUGCAGGACCACAAGCGCAUCUUGGAUGGUGAUCAAGGCCCGAACACUGGCGGUAUGGGCGCCUAUGGCCCUGCCCCGUGCCUCACCAGCGAUCUUGAGCGUGAGUGCGUUGACAUUGUUGAGCGUGUGAUCGCUGCUAUGAAGAAGGAGGGCAUGCCGUACGUUGGCGUUCUAUACCCUGGCUUUAUGCUCACUCCAACGGGCCCCAAGAUCGUCGAGUUUAACUGUCGCUUUGGUGAUCCGGAGACCCAAGUCGUACUUCCGCUACUGCACAGUGACUUGUUCGAGAUCAUGCGUGCUUGCGUCGAUCAUCGCCUUGAACGCUCGCUUGUGUCGUGGAAAAGCGGUGCUGCGGCUACCGUCGUGAUGGCGUCACAGGGCUAUCCGAGCAGCUACCCCAAGGGCAAAGUUAUUACGGGUUUGGUUGAUGCUCAGUCACUUAAGGACGUAGAAGUGUUCCAUGCUGGCACGACGAAAGCUGCGGACGGCAGCAUUACGACUUCAGGUGGACGUGUUCUUGCUGUCACUGCUGUUGGCCGCUCGCUGCAGAGUGCCCUCGACCUUGCGUAUACAGGUGUUUCGAAGAUCGACUUUGAGGGCGCUCAGCAUCGUUCAGACAUUGGUUUGAAGGGUCUGCUGCAUGGUGCCAAGAAGUUAAAGCUGGCCGUGCUGGGCUCCACUCGUGGCAGCAGUAUGCAGCCGAUUAUUGAUGCAAUUGCCGCUGGUGAUCUCAACGCUAGCAUUGAUAUCGUAGUUAGUGACAAGGCCGGUGCUGGAAUCUUGGAACGCGCAAAAACUCAUGGAAUAGAGUCUUUGUUCUUGUCGGCUAAGGGCCUAUCGCGCACUGAGUUCGAUGCACAGGUGUCUGAGGCUUUAAAGAAGAAGAAUGUGGAUCUUGUGCUGCUCGUUGGAUACAUGCGUAUAUUGUCGGUCGAGUUCUGUAAGGAGUGGGAAAACAAGGUGCUGAACGUGCACCCAUCACUUCUUCCGGAAUUUGCUGGAGGCAUGGACCUUGCUGUUCACAGCGCUGUGCUUGAUGCAAAAAAGACCGAGAGCGGAUGCACUGUGCACUUUGUGACAGAGCAGGUGGAUGCUGGUCCGAUUGCUGUGCAAAUGAAAUGCUCUGUUCUGGAUACUGAUACCCCCGAGUCGCUGAAGGCGCGUGUGCAAUCUCUUGAAGGUGCUGCUUUCUUGCACGCUAUUAAGUUGGCACAGACUGGACUACUGCUGAGACACAAGGCUGGGACGAAAGAAAUCACGUACGCGGAUGCUGGUGUGAGCAUUGACGCUGGUAAUGAGCUGGUCAACAGAAUUAAGCCACUCUGCAAGUCGACUGUGCGUGUGGGCUGUGAUGCUGACCUGGGAGGAUUUGGUGGUAUUUUCGACCUUCAGGCUGCGGGUUAUGAUAAGGACACGGCUCUUGUGGCGUGUACGGAUGGUGUGGGUACCAAGCUGCGAGUGGCCCAGCUUGCUAAGAAGCACGACACCGUAGGUAUUGAUCUGGUUGCCAUGUGUGUGAAUGACCUGAUUGUGCAGGGCGCCGAGCCUCUAUUCUUUCUUGACUACUAUGCUUGCGGGAAGCUCGAAGUAGACGAGGCUGCUGAUGUGGUGAAGGGUAUUGCUGAGGGCUGCCGCCAGUCGAACUGCGGUCUUAUUGGCGGUGAAACCGCUGAGAUGCCUUCCAUGUACCACGACGACGACUAUGAUAUGGCCGGCUUUUGCGUGGGUGCCGUUCGUAAAAACGCAAUCCUCCCAUUGCCGGUAGAGGCUGGCUUUGCUGUGUUAGGUCUGGCAUCUUCAGGCGUGCACUCAAACGGUUUCUCGCUCGUGCGUAAGCUUGUGGACGUGUCAGGCCUUGCAUACAGCGACCUGUGCCCGUUUGAGGCUGGUAAGACGCUGGGCGAGAGCUUGCUGACACCUACGAAGAUAUAUGUAAAGCAGUUGAUGCCUACUGUUAAGUCAGGUCUCAUCAAUGCGCUUGCUCACAUUACCGGCGGCGGUCUACUGGAGAACAUCCCGCGUGUACUUACCAAGGACCUGGCUGUCGAAAUUGACUGUACUAGCUGGCGUCUGCCUGCUGUCUUCAAGUGGUUGCAGAAAAUGGGUAACCUCUCAAACACUGAGCUUGCCCGCACCUUCAACUGCGGUAUCGGUAUGGUGCUACUCCUGCCCGAGGCUAAUGUGGCCAAAGUAACGCGUCAGGUUGAGGCGACUGGCGAGAAAGUGUAUCAUCUGGGUAUGACUGUCAUGCGCUCCCCUGAUGCUGAACAGGUUGAGCUGCGCGGCAUUAUGGCUUAG
Molecule: messenger RNA, 3444 nt
Organism: Peronospora belbahrii
Lineage: Eukaryota; Oomycota; Peronosporomycetes; Peronosporales; Peronosporaceae
Source: the annotation of a GenBank genome assembly